Umbelopsis ramanniana AG is the source of this 1225-nucleotide messenger RNA. RefSeq lists its product as uncharacterized. The record is from RefSeq and is a predicted model, not a curated record. Bases 141 to 1133 code for a protein of 330 amino acids. Lineage: Eukaryota; Fungi; Mucoromycota; Umbelopsidomycetes; Umbelopsidales; Umbelopsidaceae. The transcript has 2 exons.
AACCACGUUCUCUUCUGUUCUGUUCUGCUGUGCUCUUCUUUCCGAAUCGACGUCAGCAUACAGCUUCUGGUAGACUAACGGGUGCUUGAUGAAGUUUGUGCAACUCUCGCUUUUCCGUUUUCUCUUUCACUUUUCGCUUCAUGACCGACCCUUCCCAUUCAGAAGAUUCAUGUUGGCAUCCAUAUCCCAACUACAGAACAGACCACAGCAAUGGCACUGUCACAUAUCACUUUAACCCAACAGCGAAGCAUUCUCUGGUCAGAAAGCACGUUGUUAGCCGCAUUCAAACAGCCAAACUGCAAUCACAUAAACCCCCAUCGACAUCCCCAUUAUCUCUGAAAACUUUACAUAUCUCCAGUAUUCAUUCCGGUGGACUGCCUUCCCCGCCUGUCGAUAACGAUCAUGACCAUACUCACAACUUUCCUAACCAUGAAGACUCUCACCUCGUUGUAUCACCUACGCCCACUCCCACAGAAGAAACCUCAAAAGAUAACCGGUUUGCGAGCGAACUGGUUGCCCAUGCCCUUCAAAGACUAUCAGAUAAUCAGGCAUGUUCAAAAGACGUGGACCCCCAUAACGUAACGUCUGGCGAGCAAGAAGAUGAAAGUGAUAUAGAUUUGCCGAAUGCACAAGAUUUAAGGCAAAAAAUUGCUGAUUUGACUGCAGAAAAGCACAGGUUAUUUCAGUUAAUGAAGAGUAAAAUGCAACAGGAUAUUGAACACGACGACGAUGAUACAGCUUGCCAAAGAGGUCUGACGCCAGUUUCUGAAGUCACCGUAUGUUCCAAUCCAAGCGAAAAUGAAAAGGAAAAUACUGAACGCCCAAACCAGCGAUCUCCUCAGCCGGCCGCGGCAUCUUCUUCAAAACCUACUUCUACUAGCAGCACAAGUACUGAGCGUCCCUCCAUGUACCGAUCUCGACCACUGAGUGACCGAGGUUACUACCAUCAUCAGUUUCAUGCCCCACCUUCUCAUCAUCAUCUUCCUCCUCGCUCCAUGUAUGGAGCACCAUCCUACAGAGGCCGUCGUGAUGGCUAUUUUCCCCGCCCUCCUUCCAUGCGACCUAGCCCAUAUGGUCCACCCUCGCCAUACCGCAGGCGGUCGCCAGUAUUGGAUAGAAGACCUCGCUAUUGAACCACCCAAAAAAAAAGAUUGUAUUUGAAAUUUCCAUCCAUUCCAUCGCUGUAUAAUUAUUUUUGAAUGAUAGUGUCUCUGUCAUUGCCACU